CUUAAAUGCCUUAAAGGUGAAACGCUUGGUUGAAGGUUUAAAAUCUUUGGACAUUAUGUAAGCACUUAGGUAGUGAUCAUGUUUUUGAAACCUAUAUUUUAUUGUGUCAGUAAACAAUUUACAGGAUUGUCAAAAGGUAAAAGGUUAUACUACUGACAACUGGUGCAAAAAUAUCCCAAAAUUGAAAAUACCUGUGUAGUACAUUGUAUAAGGAACAGUAUUGAUUAAACUGAAGACAUUUAUUAUACAUGCAGUGUUUUAAUCAAAAUAUGCAUAAGUGUGCAAAUGAUGUUACAUUGAUAAACGUCAAUAUUAUCGCAAUGGAUGAGAUAUUUUCUAUAGAACCAUAUUUAGUUUGUCUGUGAUGAUAUGGAAAUUACUCAGUGUUAAAAGUGAAUGGCAAAUCAUUCAUGUGUGGAGAAUUUUUCAAGGUAAAUGACUACCGACAUUUAUUUAUUUAAGUUGAAACUGUCUACAGUGUGUGUUUUUGUAAAGUACAGGUAUUUAAAGUGAAAUGUGGGAAUAAUUUUGGUGUUCAUUGACAAGAUUAAAGAUUGUAAACUCUGACACUUUUAAAUAGGAAAUUACUACCAUGGCAAGUACAUAUUCUUCAAUUGCCACUCAUAUGUGGCCUCCGCCUUCCUCGGAAACUGCAACAAGGCUUCAGAGGCUUCAGGAGUUAGAACAAAUGAGAAAACAGAGACAGUUAGCCUCUAGUUUAAUUAGUAAUGAACCUACUGAUGCAGGGACUCGAUUAAGUCGCAGACAACAAAUAAGUGGCUCUAUAGGAAUUCGUAAUAAACUCAUUGAUAAUCAUGAAGAAAGGCGAAAGUCUUUUCAAGGAAGACGAACAUUAGCAGAAGGUAGAGGAUCCAAUACUUUGAGUAUGUCUCAAGGAAGUUUAUCCAGUCGUUAUGGAGGUGCAAGACCAAAGAAUUUGGAAUUAAGUUCAUCAUUAAAUAAAACUGAUUCAUCUCAACAGUUAGAGGAUUAUGGUGGAAGAGAAAGGUCAUCAUCAUUAACAAACACAGAUGAAAGUCUAUCAUCUCCAUUGUUACGUUCACAGAGUGAGACUGAAAUCCUAUCAAAUCAAUCAGCUUCAUUUAACAAUGCAACAGAGGGUUAUGGUAAUAACACAAAUUUUAAUACACGUUUCUCAGAAUCAGCAGCAAAUACAUCAGUGUCAGAAGAUGAGGAUGAUAUAGAGAAUUUUAGACGCUCCUUAUUAGGUAUCCAAAGCUUGGCAAAUGUCCAAGAAAAAGAUGAACCAGUUUUGCAUCGAAGCUUACCAAUGUAUACUAGAAAAUCUGGCAAUAUAGAUUCUUCAAAAUUAUUUAUUCAUCGAUCUGAAGUUAAAGAUGAAAAUUUCUCUGCAAGAAAAUCUACUCCUGUAUCAAAUGCAGCAAGUCAUCAAAGGGUUCAAAACAUGGUCAGUGAAAGUAUGAAGAGAUUGGACAGUUUGUUUGAUACCACACCCUCAUCCGAUUAUAAGCGCAACACAAUUCCAAGAAGUGGAAGAUAUCAAUCAAGAUCUGGGUCUUUAAUGUCAAAAGGAACUGAAAUAAAGUCUUCACAAGGAAUAGAUAAAGAUGUGGUAUUGCUUGACCAAAAUAAUCAUUUGGAAGGAAUUGUUCAUCACAAUUCACUGGAAAAAUUUGUUGAAGAUGAUCGCCCCAAUGAAGUUUCCAUUGUUAAACAUAAUACAUGUGAUUCUGACCAUAGUAAUGUAAAUAUAAGUAAUGAACAUGAGCUUCAACCCAAGAAAAAUAGUGAGAUUAAACAUUUCAAUACUGAUGAAAUAAAUGAUAUAGUAUCAAAAACACCUGAAAGUAAUGAAUUGGGUGGCACAGAAGAUGUUGGAAGUAAAAUUUAUCGAUCCGAAUCAAAUAAUAUGGAAUCAUCUGUAACAUCGUCAGAAGUUUUGUAUUCAUCUGAUCAUAGUGAAAGGAAUUUAAAAUCAUCAACAAAAAUUACCACAAAUGAAGAAAUUCUUAAAAAUCAUAUAACAACAGACUCUGAUAGGCUCAAUAUUGUAACAGAAAGUCAUGUUGGUGCGAAAAUAAAUGGGAGUUUUUCAACAAAUACCCAGUCUGAAAAUACUGAAUCUUUACAUAAUUUUGGGCAUGAAGAUGACACUAACAGUGUUGAUCAUACACAUUCACCUUACACUAUGCAAAAAGAAGAAGAGGAUGAUUUAUUAGAUGCUAGUAAUGUUGGAUAUUUUGAAAUGGAAACAAAACAAUACAAUGAAAGUGAUAAUUCAUUUAAUCAUGAAACUGACAUAUCCUCAGACUUUCCUCAAUUUACAAAUACAGCUGAUUUUCUUAAUUAUGAUAAUGAUGAAAGAAAUACAUCUGAAUCAGAAAGAAAUUCAAGUUAUGGUCGAAUUCAGGCUAUGGACAAAAUUUUAUCAAGAACCUAUGGUAAUUCUGAUGAAAGUUAUCAUUCUCGGUAUAGAACAUUGCCUUACUCUAGAAAGGAACAAUCAAUUCCCCUAUAUAACAAAUAUGAAAGUGAAAAUUCUAAUGUUAGAAAAACAUCAUUAGGACCUACUGGAAUAUCACAAGAUGCAUUAAGCAGAAUAAAUGAUUUGUUUGGGAAAAAGACUGAAACUACAAUGUUUAGCAAUAGUCAGUCAACUGUUCCACGAAGAAGAGCUAGAGAUACUUUAACAGGUUCAAGGACAAGUAUUUCUCGUUCUCGAUCAGAUGCUGGAGAAAGUGGCUAUGAAGGUAGGCGAGCUACGUUGCUGAGCAGAAAUUCGGAUGGAAAAAAAGUUUAUGUCUCAGGAAGCAAUUAUUCCUCUGUCGAUUCAGAAGAAAAACAACAGCCUUUUAGACAAUCCGUCCUCUCCAAAUACAGCAGAACACAAGACCAAAAUGAAAGUAAAAUUGAAGGCAUUCAAAGUAGAUCUAGGAAUUAUUCAAGCAGUGGUAUUCAGACCUCUUUAGGUGAUUCUACAUUUCAAUAUACUAGAAGCAGGUCUGUAGACUUAGAUAAUAUGAAAAGUAAUAGUGAAUGUUUGAACACAGACACUAAAUACACAAAAGACUAUAUGAAAGAAUCUGACGACAGUGGAGUGUCAUUUGAAAUAUCAAAAAUAAUGGGUGAAAUUUCAUCAGAAUUUCUUACAAAUGAUGAAAAUGAUAUGCAGUAUUCAAAUGAGACAUUAACUCCAGACACCAUUAUUGAUGGAGAUUUAUCAAAUGUUCAAAGUGAAGGAGACAAUUGUGAUACUUUAGAGGAAGAGGUAACAUUUAGUAGUUCAUGUCAGGUUGAAGUUGGUCAAGUCUUGGUUUGUGACAAUACUCAAGAAAAGGAACAUGGUAAUGACAAUGUUAUGGAUAAAACCAUUACAGAUGGAAAUAUGGUUUUAUCUGGAGAUCAGGAAAACCAUACUGAUUCCGAUUUUGAUACUAAAUCGCCAAAUCAAAACCAAAAAGGAGAUGAAGAGACUAUUGAUGAAAACAUCUGUAAAGAUACAGAGAAAAAGUCCUCUGAUGAAACGGAUAAUAAAUCGAUGACAAAUAGCACUUCCUUAAACAAUUCAAAGAAGAAGAAAAACAAGAAGAAAGUGAAAAAGGGAAAUAAUUCAGAUACUACAAAACUUAUUGUUUCACAUCCAAGUGAACUAUUUAAAAAAACUAAAAAGGAUGUGAAGACAAAUCAAGAAAAAGUAAAAGAAUCUAAGCAAAUGGAAACAAAAGGCAAAGAAAAAAUUGACAAUAAAGACAAAAAACAAGUCACAAGCAAUAAAAAAGAAAACAAAACAGAUUUCAGCAAGUCAAGUGAAAAAGUUAAAAAGGCUAGUGUGAAAGAUGUUGGAAAUAAAGACAAAAAGAAAGAAGAAAAAAUACCAAGUGAAAAUAUUGAAAAAUCAGACUCAGUUGAUGAAAGUCCAAAAAGUCGCUCAAAACUAAAAAAUUUAUUUGACACCAUUUUUCAUCCAUUUGAUCACAAAAGUGAGGCAUCUCCAGUCAGCAGUGUAAUACUUGAUGAUAAUAAAUCUCAAAGCUCAGGGGAGAAAACUCCAGUAGCUGAUGAUUGGGAAAUAAUUUCUGACCCACUCUCAGAUCUUAAUGUUAUACAUGAAGACAACUAUGCAUCUUUUGAAAAUGAGGACAUAAUUACAGAAACUGAUUCUAAAAAAAGGAAAAUAUCUGAUGAAUUAAGUGGCAUGAGUACAGACAAUUAUGAAACUGCUUCUGAUAAUACAAUUAGUGGAGGCUCAGAAUAUGAAGAAUUCUAUGAGGCUUUACCAACUGAACUAUUUGGGGAGGCGUGGAAGGAAAAUGAAAUCCAAAAUGAAACUGAAAGAAAAGAACAAUUUGUUUAUGUUUGUGCUGCCUCUAAAGUUAGAAUGAAAAGGAAGAAAGCUCCUCCAGUUGAUAAACAAAGGGUGGAAAAUGUGAAUCAGUGGAUAGAAAACAAUUUGUACCCUAGUGAAAAGUAUCCACAACAAGGAGAAAAGGUGGCAAACAAGAAGUUUGUGGAUAGCAAUCAGUUUGGUCAAAAUGAUGAAUCAAUGAACACAAGAGAAAAUUUAGAAGCAAUGAAUGAAAGAGAAAAUUUAUCAAAGGGCAUGCCAAAUCAUUGUGUUGAUAUUUCUAGUCAACAAGUUAUGAAAACUCAGUCGAAAGACAUGACAUUUGAAAAGAAUGAAGAAGAGCAACUUUCUAACCUCAUAACCAUUGAAAAAACUGAUAAUAUAGAUGAAAAAACAAAACUUUUCAAGACAGAGACAUUUUGUGAAAAUAAUGCGAGAAGUUGUGAAAAAGAAGAAGUACAUGACGAUUCAAAGUUAUUAGAAAGUGUUCCGCUUGACCUUAAAGCUUCUGAUAGUGGUUUUACAGAUACUCUUGUUAAUGCUCUUAGAGAAAAACUUUGUCAAUCUUGUCAGGGAGUAUUAAUUGAUGUUUUAAAACAAACAUACUUUACCAGAUGUGAACAGAUUGCUGAAAUACAUUUACAAUCUCCUUUAACAACCCAACCAUCAUCAAAUGUAGAUACAACAUCAAUAGAUGAAAAAGAUCAUACAAAAAUAAGCAAGACAACUUCAGUAGUUGAAAAUAAUCAUUCGAAAACGUGCAAGACAAGCUCAGUGAAUGGAAAUGAUUAUUCUGAACUGAGCAAGACAACUUUAGUAGAUGGAAAAGAUCAUUCCAAAAUAAUUAAGAAAGAAACAACCAGUUUGAAGAAAAUUCAGAAACCUAAAAAGCUAGAAGUUACUGACUUACUCUAUGAAAAAACCAACAAGGAAAAUUUAAGUUCUUCAGAUUGCUUGUUAGCAACAGGACCAGGAAAUACAGUAUAUGAUAACACUGAAGUAAUUGAAAAUAAUGGCAUGCAAAAGUUGAAACGAUUAUCAUCGCCUAAAAAAUCUCCUCCUCCUGAAAAGGCAAUUAUUCUAGCUAAAAAUGACAAUUUCAAAGGUACUCCAGGCAAGACGAGUCCUAAUAACCAUACUGCUGAAAUAAAGACCAAGGGAAAAAUGGUUAGUUCGGAUAAAAGUAAAACGAAUGGCAAAGUGUUGCCAAAGUCUGAACCAAGGCUAUGUCAACAGAAUCCUAAACAUGUAAAAACUAAACAAGGAGUUGCUAAAGUUGACGAAGAAGGAAAAGAUCCAACCAGUGGAGAAGAUGAGGAGUACAAAUUACCUCAUUUGAAAGAUAAUCCUUUUAUCAAAAAGGACAAAUUAGGGAAAAGCAAUAGUGAACAUAACCAGAAAUCAGAAAAUUCUACAAAAAAGUUUAUGAUCAAAAGAAGUAUGAGUUUAAAUAUUGAUUCAUCAAAAGUAGAUUCUCAGUCUAGUUCAAAAAGUUUAUCACCUGUAAAAAGGACAAGCGAAUUAGCAGGUGCAUCUGAAUUUACUAAAACUGAAGAUAUCAUUAAUGGAAAGGAAAAAAAUGAAAUUGAAACAUUAGUGAAUGAGACAUAUAAGAAAAAGACUGAAACUGGAAAGGAAUCGGAAAGUAAAAAUAAUGACAGCCCAAUUAGAAAAGCUAGUUUUAGCAAAAAACAUUCGCCGAAAUCUCCGAAAAAACCAAGCAUGUUUGAUCAUUUAAAUUUUGCAAAAGAGGUUUGUGGGAAUAUUGGAGAACCAGAUAAUAUUGACAAAAAACUAUCGGAAACUGAAAACUCAUUGAAAACAAAAGAACCUCCUGAACUUAACAAAAUACCAUUAAGGUCUAAAACUCCUCCAAGAAAGAAGAAAUUUUCACCUUUCGGAGAUGUUAUAGAUGACCUCGAUCUUAGUCCUGAAGAAGCACAUGGUGUACCUAUAGAUGAUGAUGAGAUAGCUCCACACAGAAUUAACUUAAUCAACUGGGAUCCUACAAAGCUUCUGAAUGUAUUGUACACAGUGAAACUAGAGAAAGAUUCUACAGAAGAUAUAUCACACCAGUUUGUCAAUAUGGAAGGGUUGAUGGAAAAGUUGCCAAUGAACAAGAAAAAAGCCACACUUUUAAAAACAUGGAAAAGAAGAUUUUUCAGAGCUAAAGAUGGAUGGUUGCAUUAUUAUGAGGGCCUUUUAGAGGAUCAGACAAGCAAUAGAGACAAACCCAGUGAUAGUGUACAGCUGAUGGGAGGGAAGAUAGAAGAUCUUGGAAACAGAGUUUUAGGUGUAGAUGAUGGGAGAGGGCGUUUCCUGAUGGUACGAUGUCCUACAGAAAAAGAAUAUGGACAGUGGAAGUUAGCACUUGAAUCUCAGACUGUUAAUAAUGUCACUUAUGUUAGACCAGUUAUGUCUUCUCCACCACAUCCAGAGAAGAAAGUAAUAAUUAUAGACAUAGGAAGUGGGGGGAUACGUGCCGGUAUAAUGGGUGCUCAGCCUUGCUUGCCACAGAUGUUUUUCCCAAGUGUUGUAGCUCGACAUAAGACGACACAAGAACUAGUGAUUGGUAUUGAUACUUACAAACCAGAAAUUAGGAAAAAUUCUACUCUCAUAAAGUUGGUGGAACCUAGCAAUAAAGUGGAUAAGGAUCAUGUUAGACCAUUUGCAAUUGAUAUGGAAAUGAUGUCAGCUGUAUUUGAUUAUAUAUUCAAAGGCCUAAAAGCUGAUUCAGCUAAAUAUUGGAUAAUGUUAAGUACUCCAUACAAGCUUGGCGAUGCAGCCAUGAGUAGUUUAAUGAAGAUCCUGACAGACAGAUUCAACACUAAAGGUGUCUGUAUGGUGAUGCAGUCCUUACUUGCCUUAUAUUCUUAUAAUGCCACAUCAGGAAUCAUUGUUGAUAUUGGAGAAAGGAUGGAAAUACUGCCAAUAUUUGAUGGAGUGCUAAUUGAAGGAGGAGUGUCUCGGCAAUCAUAUGGUGGACAAAAAAUAGCAGAUUCUUUAAAUUCAUCUUUAGUUGAACAUAAGUACAAUUUUGUUACACCUGUUGAUAAAUUACUAGUCAGAUAUGUGAUGGAACAAUCUUGUUAUGCGUGUGAAAAUUACAAGGACAUGAAGAGCAAAUGUGACAAAGAUUCAGAUAGUUAUAAGGCAACAGUAUACCUCAAUAAUUUUGAUCUGCCUGAAGAUGCACAUAUGAGUGUUACACAUGAUAUUAGUUGUUUUAAAAGUGCUGAAGGUUUUUUCAAUACAGAUCUGUGGGGGAUGGAUUAUCCAUGUGUACAUAAACUGAUCUAUCAAGCCAUUCAGUCCUGUCCAAUGGACAAUAGAAAACAUAUGUAUAGAGCCAUAUAUUUAAGUGGAGGUGUCACCAUGUUACCAGGAUUUUCUGAGAGAUUACAAGCAGAGUUAAAGAAAUUAGCACCUCCAUCAGUUUUAGUUGAGGUACAUGCUUCACCACAAAGAUAUUACAGUGCUUUUAUUGGUGCAGGAACAUUGCUAUCAAACCUUGCUAUUAGUGAACAAAUAUUUAUAUCCUCAGAAGAAUGGAAGAAAGAUGGAGCAGCUACAUUCAGAAGAUGGAAAGCAUCGUAAAAAUUGGAUAAAUUAUGAUAUCAUACUCCACGUACAAUUUAAAUCCUGCUUUACUGCCAUUUAAAGAUAUUGCAAAAUAAAACUAUUGAUCUUGUGUUUACAGAAUUAAUCCAUGUUUUUAACGUGUAAAAUGAUGCAUUUACAUGUAAAUGAAUAUAUUCAAACAAUGCUGCCGUUCUUAUCGGAUGAUAAUUAUAAACAUUAGAAAUGUGUAUUUUUAUUGUCGAGCCUUCGACUUUUGUCGAAAAAGCGAGACAUAGCGAUCCUACAUUCCGUCGGCGUCGUCGUCGGCGGCGUCCACAAAUAAUAACUCUGUGGUUAAAGUUUUUGAAAUUUUAAUAACUUUCUUAAACUAUCCUGGAUUUCUACCAAACUUGGACAGAAGCUUGUUUAUGAUCAUAAGAUAAUAUUCAAAAGUAAAUUUUGUAAAAAAAAAAUUCCAAUUUUUCCGUAUUUUACUUAUAAAUGGACUUAGUUUUUCUGCCAAGAAACAUAACAUUCACUCUGUGGUUAAAGUUUUUGAAAUUUUAAUAACUUUCUUAAACUAUCCUGGAUUUCUACCAAACUUGGACAGAAG
Messenger RNA from Mytilus californianus (California mussel), 8501 nucleotides. RefSeq names its product extracellular matrix-binding protein ebh-like. The coding region runs from base 593 to 7924 and encodes 2443 amino acids. The record is from RefSeq and is a predicted model, not a curated record. Lineage: Eukaryota; Metazoa; Mollusca; Bivalvia; Mytilida; Mytilidae. The transcript has 16 exons.